Raphanus sativus (radish) is the source of this 1733-nucleotide messenger RNA. Its product is annotated as acyl-CoA-binding domain-containing protein 2. Gene Ontology annotation, molecular function: fatty-acyl-CoA binding. Lineage: Eukaryota; Viridiplantae; Streptophyta; Magnoliopsida; Brassicales; Brassicaceae. Bases 660 to 1439 code for a protein of 259 amino acids. Gene Ontology annotation, biological process: fatty acid metabolic process. The record is from RefSeq and is a predicted model, not a curated record. The transcript is spliced from 4 exons.
CAAGCAUCAUCUCUCAUGGACAACUAAAGUGAUAAAAACUCACCUUCCUCAUUUCUAACGUUUCUUGCUUAAAUGGGUAUUCCAUGAAAGUGAUUAACACUCCCGUGUAUACCUAAAUUAUGAGUGGGUUUCUCUCUUCAUGAGAUGCUCGUUUAAGCAAGCAAUCUUAGUGAGAGGAACUGGAACGAUUUAAUAUGGUUUAUGAGUUUUGUCUUUUGUUAUAAAAAGGAAACUUGGAUUUCAUUUUCGUGCACAUCAAUCUAAUGCGUUCAAGUUUAUGGUCUACCUUUUGUAUGCUUUAUGGAUGCAUUUACACUUCAUUUUACGUGUCGUAUGAUUCAAGCCUUCCUUUAUAUACCAUGCACGUCUUGUCGAUUACUUUUCCCACCACGAUCGCACCAAAAACUUAUACAGUUGACAUCAAUACAACAUUAGGGCAUAACACGUACUCUUUCUUCUUCCCUAAUUUAGACGCUUCUGUGAUCUGUCGUCAAGUUUUUUUUUUCUGUCGUCUUUAAUUAAAUUUUAACUGCCACAAGGAAAAAAUUUGUUUUGUUUUGUUGGGUUUAAUGAAUAAAAGUUUGUACCUUUAUUUGUCUGGGGUUACUCUGUUUUGAUUCCUUAGGGUUUUAAAAAUUCGACUUCUGUUGCUUGAGAAAAUGGGUGAUUGGGCUCAGCUUGCUCAGUCUGUGAUCUUAGGUUUAAUCGUUUCUUACCUCUUGGCCAAGCUCAUCUCCAUCCUCUUCACCAUUAAAGAAGACAAUCACGAACCGGAAUUGGAGAUUAAACCGGAGGUUGACUCGAGCCAGCGCGUCGAGUCUUCUAUCGUCGGUGGUGAGGCGGAUUCGCUAGUGGCUGAGCAGGGUAGCUCAAGAGGCGGUGAAGACGAAGACUGGGAAGGCGUAGAGAGCACGGCACUCGACGAGGCUUUCAGCGCCGCUACUCUUUUUGUGACUAGAGCAGCAGCAGCAGAAUCGAGAAAGGUGCCUAGUGAUGUCCAGAAGCAGCUUUACGGGUUGUACAAGAUCGCUACGGAAGGGCCUUGUACUGCUCCUCAGCCUUCUGCUCUCAGACUUACUGCUCGUGCCAAGUGGCAAGCAUGGAGGAAACUGGGGGCUAUGCCCCCUGAGGAAGCGAUGGAGAAGUAUAUUGAGAUCGUCACUCAGCUUUAUCCAACUUGGUUAGACGGUGGUGUGAAAGCUGGAAGUCGAAAUGAUGCAGUCUCAAGCUCAGGAGGAACCAUGGGGCCAGUUUUCAGCUCUUUGGUUUAUGAAGAGGAAUCCCAAAAUGAGUUGAAGAUUGAUGCUAUCCAUGCGUUUGCUAGAGAGGGAGAAGUCGAGAAUCUGCUUAAAAGCAUUAAAAGCGGCAUUCCAGUAAAUGCAAGGAGAAGUCGAGAGAGCUCAUGCUUAAAAUGUUUAAUCUUGAUUAGAACUAGUUAGUCUCAGGUAUUAGUGUUAUUCACUUUAUGCAUUUACGUGGUUUAAGAGGCAGCAUUUUCUGAGUCGUAGGAAAUGUUUGUUUCACUGGGUAGAAUUACAUCAAAGUAGAAGUUCGGAUAGCGUAAAAUCCAUCUAUGAUACUAGAUCACUUUGUAUGCAAGUGCGGUUGAAUCCCUUGAAAAUCGUGUACAAUUCCUUUGGAUAAUAUGAAACUAGAUGAUAAUCCGCGCCCUGCGCGGUAUGAGGUUUCUCAAAAAUGUUGUAUCUAAAUAUUAUAAAUAACACAUAUUUUAU